Papilio polytes (common Mormon) is the source of this 2424-nucleotide messenger RNA. Its product is annotated as polycomb protein Sfmbt-like. The record is from RefSeq and is a predicted model, not a curated record. Lineage: Eukaryota; Metazoa; Arthropoda; Insecta; Lepidoptera; Papilionidae. The transcript is spliced from 9 exons. Gene Ontology annotation, biological process: regulation of DNA-templated transcription. The annotation marks the transcript as partial. Gene Ontology annotation, cellular component: nucleus.
AAAAUUCCAACUUUCUUUUAGUUUAUCUUAAAUGUUGUCAAGAGAAUUGAUGAAAUAAAGUUUGGCAUGUAAUCCUCAUUAUAUAAUGUUUAAAGGUAUGUUACGUGAGACGAGCUUGACUCGCGGCACGGUAUUUAUGUAAAUCAAAUUAAAAGUAUUAAGCAAAAUGGACAUGAGAGUUUGCUGGUGUAUGUAGAUUGUAGACAUUGCUUGUGUGGCUAGUGAUUUUUUUUAUUGAGAACUGACGAUCGCACUAUAAGCAUAUACUAUACUUGUUUUAUACUCUGUUUUGGGCAUCGAUUUAGUUUGCUAGUCUGUGGUUUUUUGUGUGAUUAUCUGUGAUUAUGAUUCGAUUGUAUAUUAUCUAUAGUGCUUAUCGUGCUAUAUUGGUUAUGGUGCUUGUGAUAUUGAAAUUGAAUGUUAAAGUUAAUUAAGUUUUAAUUUACUUUUAUAGAAAUUGUAUUACAAUUAGUCGUAGCGAAAAAAUCUAAUCGUGGAACGUAUUUUUUAAUUUUCCCUUUACAUUUUAAAGGUAAAGAUGGUGUUUCAACACCUGUCAAAAGAAUAUUUAAGUCAUGAAUAUUGCCGUGUUUACAACCACGGUGGUGAAUAUUUGUUUAUGGCUUUAUAAAUAUGGCUUAUCUCAAUGCCGGCUCCAAUGUAAAUACGAAUAAUUCAGCGGACAUAAUUGAAGAUACUGAUGUUGCAGACGAAUUGUCCAUAGUACCCUUUGAUAAAGAUACAUUUACGCUAUGUGAGUUAUGUGGAAGAGUGGGGCGUCGCAGUCAUUUUUAUCACCGCAAUAAUCAAUUUUGCUCAUUGAGAUGCCACACCAGUAAAAAGAGAAAGCGAGACUGUAACUGGAAAUUUGAGCUGAUGGAAGGAGCUGAUCACAUGGCAGGCUUAAUACCAUUAGAACCUCUCCCACAACUGCAACAUUGGCAGGCUGCAUUCACUGAUUUACAGGCAGGACCAAUAAAGCAGUCUGCAGCAUUGAUAGCAAAUACCUAUGAAUGGAAAGAUGAGUUGUUUGGUUGUGAUUUCCUUGCAGCACCAGUGAGUCUAUUUAAACAUGCCCCCUUACAUGAAAUGUGGGAUAACACCUUUGAAGGCAUGAAGGUUGAAGUUAAAAAUACUGACUGUGAUAAUUGUUCUGAGAAAAAUAAUGACUUCUUUUGGGUAGCUUCUGUCUUAAAGGUCAAAGGUUAUAUGGGGCUCCUACGGUAUGAAGGAUUUGGUAGUGAUGAUUCGAAAGACUUCUGGGUGAAUUUGUGUUGUUCUGAAGUACAUCCAGUGGGAUGGUGUGCAACAAGAGGGAAGCCACUUAUUCCACCAAGGAGUAUAGAAGAUAAAUAUACUGACUGGAAAAAGUUUCUAGUUAAACAGUUAACAGGUGCUCGUACUUUACCCGCUAAUUUCUAUAGUAAACUAAGUGAUAGUCUGGUAUCGAGGUUUUCUAUUGGUUCUAUUAUGGAAGUGGUAGACAAAAAUAGAAUAUCUCAAGUUAAGGUUGCUAGUGUAUCUGAGAUAGUAGGUAAAAGGUUACAUGUAAAGUAUUAUGAUAGUUCACCAGAGGAUAAUGGUUUUUGGUGUCACGAGGACUCCCCAUUGAUUCAUCCGGUGGGUUGGGCAUUCCAAGUUGGUCAUUCUCUAGAUGCACCACAGGGAUACUGUCAGAGGGUAGCAGGCGGACGACUGUUGCCUAACGAUACCACACCCGACAUGUUCUACAAGUUCCCAACCAAUGAACCACCUUUGUUCUCUGAAGGGAUGAAGUUAGAAGCGAUAGAUCCGUUGAAUUUAUCUGCUAUAUGUGCCGCUACAGUAAUGCAGAUAUUAAAUGAAGGAUACAUGAUGAUAAGAAUUGACUACUACCCUGCAGAUGCUACUGGGUCCGACUGGUUCUGCUAUCAUCAAAGAUCACCCUGUAUAUUUCCAGUAGGGUUUGCUAUGGCAAACAACAUCCCUCUCGUGCCCCCGGCAGGUUUCAGCAUAGAGGAGUUCAGCUGGGAGUCGUACUUGCGCGAGGGGUGCGCGGUGGCGGCGGGGCGCGCGGCGUUCGCGGCGCGCGGACACGUGGUGUCGCACGGCUUCGUGGCCGGCAUGCGCCUCGAGUGCGCAGACCUCAUGGACCCGCGCCUCGUCUGCGUCGCCACCGUCGCCAGAGUCGUCGCUGAUCUGCUCAAGGUACACUUCGACGGCUGGGGGUCGGAGUACGACCAGUGGCUGUGGGCGCACAGCACGGACGUGUACCCCGUGGGGUGGUGCCGCGCCGUGGGGCACCGGCUGGAAGGGCCGCUGCAGGCCGCUCGCCGCCCCGCGCGCCCCGCGCGCACCCCGCGCCAGCCGCGCCAGCCCCGCACCUACAGGAUGCACAGGCGGCGACGGAAGCAAGUGACAAAAGGAACACCACACCCUCCUAAU